This is a messenger RNA of Coniosporium apollinis CBS 100218, 2217 nucleotides long. RefSeq names its product transketolase. Lineage: Eukaryota; Fungi; Ascomycota; Dothideomycetes. Gene Ontology annotation, biological process: pentose-phosphate shunt. The transcript has 5 exons. Bases 1 to 2217 code for a protein of 738 amino acids. The record is from RefSeq and is a predicted model, not a curated record. Gene Ontology annotation, molecular function: transketolase activity. Gene Ontology annotation, cellular component: cytosol.
AUGCCUCCAUCUCUGCAAUCGUACGAGGAAGUCUCCUCAUCACUUCCUAUGAAAGUUGUGCCUAAGAAAAAUGGGGUGGUCAACGGUGCAAGCAGUCUUCGAUUAGAAGAGUCAGAGAAGCAUGAUCUGGUCCUGCGAGUGUUCCGGUGUUUUAUUGCGGAUUUGUGUGAACAAUUCAAGGGCGGACAUCCUGGGGGUGCGAUGGGCAUGGCUGGCAUCGGGAUAGCUUUGUGGAAAUACGCAAUGAAAUACUCGCCCAGCAAUCCCAACUACUUCAAUCGGGACAGAUUCGUGCUCAGCAAUGGACACACCUGUCUCUUCCAGUAUACCUUUAUGCAUCUGGUUGGAUACAGUAAUAUGACCCUCGAUCAACUCCGUUCUUACCAUUCGAAACGGACGGAUUCAAUUUGCCCCGGUCACCCAGAGAUCGAAAUUGACGGUAUCGAGGUUACGACCGGUCCACUUGGACAGGGCGUGGCCAAUGCCGUUGGCCUAGCUAUGGCUGAGAAGCACCUUGCAGCAACGUACAACAGGCCUAAUUAUCCGGUCGUCGACAACAUGAUCUUCUGCAUGAUCGGCGACGCCUGCCUUCAAGAGGGGGUCGCCUUAGAAGCGAUCAGCUUAGCCGGACACUGGCGCUUAGAUAAUCUGGUAAUUGUAUACGACAACAACCAGGUAACCUGUGACGGCUCGGUCGAUCUGGCAUGCAACGAGGACGUCAACGCCAAGAUGCGAGCCUGUGGAUGGAACGUAAUAGACGUCUUUAAUGGCUCCAACAAUAUCAGCGGCGUAACGCAAGCCCUAGUCACCGCCCGCGCAAGCGACAAACCGACCUUUAUCAACGUCCGCACAGUCAUCGGCUUUGGAAGCAAGCUCGCCGGGGACGCAAAGACGCAUGGCGCUGCCUUUGGCCCUGAGGAUGUUGCGAACAUCAAACGAACCUUCGGCAUGGAUGUGGACAAGCACUUCUAUAUCCCGGAUGAUGUCUAUGACUUCUUCCACGAGGCUCGAUCGCGCGGCCAAGACUACGAGUGGGAAUGGAACGCAUUGGUCGAUGCGUACUCUCAAGAGUACCCCGAGCUAUCAGCGGAGUUCAAGUCGAGGGUCGCGGGUCAGAUGCCGCAGGAUUGGAUGAAGUAUAUUCCAGCAAAAGACAGUUUUCCGACUACGCCUACUGCGUCCCGAAAGUCGGCUGGACUGGUUUGCAACCCCCUGGCGCAAAACCUUAACAAUAUCAUGGUUGGGACUGCGGACCUGACACCCUCAGUAAACAUGGUGUGGAAAAACAAGAAGGACUUUCAGCACCCUGACUUGAAAACGGCGUGCGGUAUCAACGGAGACUACAGCGGCAGGUACAUCCACUGGGGUAUAAGAGAACAUGCCAUGGCAUCAAUCUCCAAUGGACUCGCUGCGUACAACAAAGGCACGAUUUUACCCGUGACCUCGACCUUUUUCAUGUUCUAUAUUUACGCCGCCGCCGGCGUCCGCAUGGGCGCCCUCCAAGGCCUCCAAUGCAUCCACGUCGCAACCCACGACUCGAUAGGCACUGGCGAAGACGGUCCAACUCACCAACCCGUCGAGCUCGCCGCGCUUUACCGCGCUAUGCCCAACAUGCUCUAUAUCCGGCCCUGCGACUCCGAAGAAACAGCCGGUGCAUUCAUCGCCGCACUCAACGCCAAGAACACACCUUCCAUUAUCUCCCUCUCCCGCCAGAACCUCGAGCAGUACCCCGCCCACUCAUCGCGUGAGGGUGUCCGGAAGGGCGCUUACGUGUUGAUGGAGCAGGAAGACGCAGACGUGACGCUCAUUGGUGUUGGCGCGGAAAUGUGCUUUGCAGUUUCUACGAAGGAAGUCCUUGAGAAGGAGUACGGGAUCAAAGCCCGCGUUGUCAGCUUCCCUUGCCAGCGCCUCUUCGAAGCUCAGCCGCGCGAGUACAAGCGCGAGGUGCUGCAGUACGGUAAAGGCCGACCUAUUGUGGUUAUCGAGGCGUAUGCUGUUAACGGCUGGGAGAGGUAUGCGGAUGCUGGUUUCGCGAUGAGCUCGUUUGGGCACUCGCUGCCUGGCGCGAAAUGCUAUGAUCAUUUCGGGUUCUCAGGCACGAAGAUCGCACCCAAGGUCAAGGCGCUGGUGGAUGAGGUCAGGAAGGAGGGGAUCGAGAGUUUAAGGGGUGAUUUCCGGGAUCUGAAUGGGGCUUUGGGAUUUAAAACGGAGCAUUGA